Acanthopagrus latus (yellowfin seabream) is the source of this 5888-nucleotide messenger RNA. RefSeq names its product collagen alpha-1(IX) chain-like. The transcript has 39 exons. The coding region runs from base 1684 to 4464 and encodes 926 amino acids. The record is from RefSeq and is a predicted model, not a curated record. Lineage: Eukaryota; Metazoa; Chordata; Actinopteri; Spariformes; Sparidae.
UCCAGGACUUCACAAAGGGAUAAAUCAAAUAGGUUUUUGUAAAACUUAUUUUAAAUACUGGUUGAAACCAGACAAGAAUGUGGGCUAAAAAUGAUCUCCCAAGUCACUCCAAGCCAAGACCAAUCCCUAUUAUCUUCAAAAACCCAAAGCCAACACUUGGAAUAAAACACCAGCAGCAGUCAUACAGUCAAGGGAACAAGUAUAAGAAUACGACAACUUGUGUGAUGGUCAAAUAUUUAGGGGAAUAUUAGUAGGACGUGAUGAGAUCUACAUUUGGCAUGGAAGACAUCCUCUCCUCUAGGAAUAAUUGGUUAACAGCCCAGACAAUUAUAGCAGUAGUAUAACAGGACGAGAUAAAAUACUAUGUAUAACAUUGCAAAAAUAAAUCUGAAAUGCAAUAUCACCGAUAACUUGUGUUAGAAAUAAACACAGACAUGGUUGUCUUUCAAUGCUGACAUUAUUAGCUCAAGACUUCUAAGUAAGUAAAGGCCAUGUAGUCAAUUUUGGCUGUAGUAGGGGCAAAAUAAAACUGGCAUAAACAAUCACACAGACGCUCCCUAAAUUAGUCAUGUAUGAAAUGAAUAAAUCAUCUGCGGGGAGACAACAUGUCUUUGUGUCCAAGCCAGUGAAAACCAAUAUGAGACAUAAACGGCCUCCGUGAAUUUGACCUGGUUGACACAGAUGGAUGCCUGAUGCAGAACAAAUAGACUCAGGUUGUGUUAAUAUCAAAAUAUCCAUUCCUGGAAGUAGUGUUUCAUAAGGCUUCAAAUGAUUAAAAACAAAAUUACACUGGGCACGACACAGAGGACAUACAAGGGCGUGAGUAGUUACAUGCAUUAUUUGGCUGUCCCUGGUGCAUUUGUCUAUUAACUUAAUUCAUUAUACACCUAGAAACAUCCUUGUUUUACGAAGGUGGACAAAAAUGAUACGUUUGCAGCAGUACACAGUUUCCCAGUUACUAAUGUAGAGAUGUGCAAAUGUUUACACAGUCAAAUGUGCUACCAAGUAAUCCAAAAGAUUACGUUUAUAUUCAGGCUUUCCAUUACAGAUUUGUGAUCCUAAAAGGGUUUGAUGUUGAGUUCAAGGUCUGUCGGAGUACCUGGUUUCAGGUUUAGUCUUAAACCAACACCAUUGUCUGGAGAGGUCACACUACACUUAUGCAACAGCAAUUAGUCUAGAAAAUGUAAAAGGAGAAGUGAGCCACAGACUGUUCUCAGUGCUGUAAUGUUGCGGUCAGUGCGAGCUGGCUGCAGCAGACGCACAUCCUCUGAAACCUCUACUCCUAACUGUACACAUCAUACAACAGAGUCAUUUGGAUAAAGUCACAACAAGGCAAAUUGCCAAAUUUCCCUGUCUAAACUCCGGCAACAGCUGAUAGAUCAUAUUUAUUUGGCAUUAGCAAGGAAAUAUAACUACAAAUGGGAAACAAUGGGGUAAUUUUGUGCUUGAAGAAACAUUAACGUUAAACCCAAGGUGGGUGCAGGAGAACACCACUGGAAUGUGAAGUUGACACUGUGGACAGUGUUGACUCACUCCCCCAAAUAAAUGACAACGGUCAAGCCUAUAAGAGACCCCUCACUGUGACCUGAAGCUUUUCACUGCUGCUGAGGAGGCGACUGUCCAGGAUCUGUCGAAACACCCUGCUGCAGGUGCACUUUAUCCAUUUCAUUAUCAAGCUAUGAAAUGGACGGGGUCAAAAGAAAUAUCCUUCUGUACUCGCUGUGCUGCUGCUAUGUGAUCCCACAGUAUCUCUGCACUGGACUUCAUUCUCAGACUGUGAGAUUUUCAUCUCAAGUUGGUAUUCAUCGGGAGCAGCAGUCCGUGUGCCCUCAGAUCAGCGUCGGGGAGGAUUAUUUCCCAGGUUUUUACAUCAUGUCCCAGUUCCAUAUUGCUGAGCUGGCGAGGAGGGGCACCGUUAAAAAGGUUACCGGAUCAUCGCCUCAGCAUGUUGCCUAUCAGAUAGGCCCAGCAUUCAACUUCAGAAUCAAUACAAGAUCAGCUUAUCCCCUGGGACUCCCAGAGGAGUUCACGUUUGUGGCCGUGCUGCGCAUGAGUGGCAGCACCAUCCAUAAAAGCUGGAAUAUCUGGCAAAUGCAGGACGUGAACGGCAACGAGCAGCUGUCCGUCAGACUCAACGGGGAGUCGGAGUCUGUGGAGUUCACCUUCGUGUCGCUGGAGGCCGGGAGGCAGACCGUUGUUUUCGGCCCCUUGGCUUUUCUUUUCAACGAGCAGUGGCACAGAGUCCUGCUGGAGGUCAGCAGGCGCACCGCGACCCUCUCCGUGGACUGCGUCAUGGUGGGCUCCCAGAGAAUACCGCCCCGACAGAAAGUUACUCUGGACGGCUUCACGCUAAUAGGAAAGCUCAAGGACAACCCGGUGAUGGCAGUUCCGUUUGAACUCCAGUCGAUGCUGAUUCACUGCGACGUGACGCGAGACCGGACCGAGGCGUGCCACGACCUCCCGGCCAGGACAUCGCCUGACGUGACAGGGGUGCUGCAGAGGACUCAAGGACCCGCCGGCCCUCCUGGACCUGCAGGUGUUCCAGGAGUUGAUGGCAUUGAUGGGGAAAGGGGAGCAGAUGGCGAGGAGGGACUUCCUGGACCCGAUGGAGACGCAGGUAAACCCGGCUCUACUGGAUUACCUGGAAUUCCUGGAAAUGAUGGUUUGACUGGCCCUAUUGGAGAUCCCGGGCCUGACGGUCCCCCCGGGCAGAAAGGUGAACCUGGAAGCGCUGGGCCUCGUGGAUCACCUGGCGUUGGGCCAGAUGGUGCUCCUGGACCGCCCGGGCCCGGAGGACUUCUGGGUGAAGUGGGAAAAGUUGGACCACCUGGGGCCAUGGGUGUGAGAGGGCCCGGGGGACCUCGUGGACCGACAGGGCCCAGAGGUGCAGCUGGAAUGCUAGGCAGUGCCGACCUGUGUCCAAACUCUUGUCCACCUGGGAUGCCCGGACAUCCCGGCCUCCCUGGCAUGAAGGGCCACAAAGGCGUCAAAGGUGAAUCAGGAGAACCUGGGAAACAAGGCCACAAGGGCGAGGAGGGAGACCAGGGAAGCCCCGGGGAGGUCGGAUCCCAAGGACCAACGGGCCCUCAGGGAAUUCGUGGAGCCAUGGGAAUGAUGGGCUCCAAGGGAGAGAUGGGAGCUCGAGGUCUUGAUGGAGAUCCAGGUCCCCAGGGUGUUGCAGGAGCGACUGGCGAUCGAGGCCAGAGGGGCGUGAUGGGCGAGCUUGGGCCUAAGGGUGAAACAGGCGCUCAAGGGCCGAGAGGAAUCACAGGUCUCCCAGGUCCCAAAGGAGGGGCUGGCUUACCGGGCGUGGACGGACGGGAGGGUAUUCCCGGGAUGCCGGGAUCAAAGGGAAGCGUUGGCAAGGCAGGCGUGCCUGGAGAGGUCGGACUUCAGGGGCUUCCUGGUUUGCCUGGUUCACCUGGACCAAAAGGCUUGAGCGGCCCUAAGGGAGACUCUGGUCAGCCAGGCCUUCCUGGAACACUGGGACCUGCUGGCAAAGCGGGUGAGCGUGGAGAACAGGGGGAGGUGGGACCAGUCGGACCUAUUGGUGAACCUGGAGCCGUAGGAGAGCAAGGCCCUACAGGUCCAGCCGGCAAGCCAGGUGCCAGGGGACCCAAAGGUGACCCCGGUCUCCCCGGUCUCCCCGGUCCUCCUGGCCUGCCCGGGGAGAAAGGAGAGAGGGGAGGACGUGGAGAACCGGGACCCAAAGGAGAACAGGGAACACAAGGUGACGAGGGUAACCCCGGAGACAAAGGGGAUGUUGGUGAGGCAGGAGAUCCCGGAGCUAAAGGAGAGGACGGUAACAUCGGCGAGCCCGGCAGAAGAGGUCCCGAGGGAGGCAGAGGUCAGCCCGGCAUCGAGGGGCCGCCCGGCACACCUGGGCCACGGGGCAUGCAGGGGAACAGGGGUGCACCCGGAGUCAGAGGGUCUCAGGGUCCUGCUGGUAAAGAGCCGAGCGAUCAGCACAUCAGACAAGUUUGCAUGCGAGUCAUGCAAGAACAGCUAGCCCAGUUAGCCGCUAGUUUAAGGAGGCCAGAGUCUGGCGUAGCUGGUUUACCUGGAAAACCUGGACCUCCAGGGCCUCCUGGGACUCCCGGAGACAAUGGCUUCCCGGGGCAGAGUGGAGCGAGAGGCCUUCCGGGACUCAAAGGGCCGCCGGGACAUUUGGGAAAGAAAGGAGCCAAAGGUGAGAUGGGAGACAAAGGCUCCAGAGGGCCCACUGUACGAGGACCUAAAGGUCAGCAAGGACCUCCUGGACUUCCUGGUGAGCCAGGCAAACCCGGCUAUGGUCAGGAUGGUCGGGAUGGGCAGAGAGGACGUCCCGGCACUCCAGGACAGCCCGGUGUUCCUGGGCCUCCCGGUUCAGCCGGUCCUAACGGUUACUGCGACCCGUCAGCAUGCAACCUCCAGGCAGGGGCCGCCCACCAGUCUCUGGAUGUGAAGGGACCUGCAGGGAACUAAAGAGCCACUCUGGCGGAGACAGAAAGACUGUUGGAUUAGCUCCCCCGAGCACACAGCAUUUUUCACACUGUCUUCCUAAGGGGCUGCGGCUGGUGUGCUGCCGCCGAUCCAUUAACCUCUAGUCUUGCGAGCACGCUUUGUGCCAGCCACGUCUCCAUCAGAAGGAGCCAGCCUCUUGCAAGUCAUCUCGAAACACAAAACAUUUUUUAUGUGCUGCGAAAAACCUAGCUCGUUAUGGUGCUUUUCUACCCGAGAGAUGUUUCGAUUAUUUUUCAGGACAAUGUGCUUGUAUUUCUCAGAAGACAUGAAAUGAACACAAUGUUUGUUUAUCCCACUCUCCUUGUACCUCCGGCUAUAUUAUCCUCCUCUUUUUUUCCAUUUACACUGUUUGCUGUAAUAAAAAAGAUCCACUUUUCUAAUAAUCAUCCAAAGUAAGUCAUGAUCAGGAUUUUCUUUUCUUUCUUUUUUUUUUUUUGCUUUAAGUGACUUUUUCAUUUUUUUUUACUGUAUGUGCUAAUGUACCAAAGAUAAACCUACUGAAACCCCCUUCUUUAAUACAGUUCCUUCAGCGCAAAAUAAAAAAGGAGAGAGGAUGAAAAUGUCAUCAAGUCACACUGACUUCAGUACAUGUUGUAAAUCUGUAAAGAAAAAAAAAUGAUGUUUGAAUUUUGGUUAAUUAUAUUUCCUACAAAAAUAACCUGAUGUGAGAUUUUGUCUCAUACUGUACAGAAUGACGACAGAGUUCGGUCGUGCACGAGUGGAAAUAUAUUUUAGGGGUGAGGGUGACCCUCGGUAAGGUCACGAAUAAAGAGAACAACACACACAGUGUUUUAUUUAUUCUGGAUACUGGUAUCAGUCUGUGAUGAUGUAAUGUUUGUGACCAACAUGAGGAGUGAAAAAUCGAUGUUCCCAAUAUAAUCGAAACUGUUACUUCUAAAAAAAUAAAAAAAUAAAGUGACAGUUGACAAAAACAGUGCGAUCUCAAGGCCAGUUUAGUAGCUGUUCUGCACCUUUUGAUGAACAUCCUGUCACAGUCCCAAAUGUAAAUGCUCAGAUUUAAUUUAAUUGUCUACAUUUUCAUGAAAUCCGACACACUUCAUGUGCUCAUGAAGAUCAUGUGACGUGAUGGAAGGCUUCCAGAACAGCUCUGAAACUAUUCUGGAUCUUGAGGUGAGCUGUUUUUUGCAGUCUUGAGAAAAGUAUUAAAGCAACAUUAUGUAGAGCUUUGCCAUUCACGCUAUUACAAUAAACUAAUGUCAAGUUGAUUCUGAAGCCGUUAUUUUAAGGUGAAAAAGUGACAUAAUGUUGCUUUAAGUUAAAGUACCAAUACAAAACUUUGAAAACAUUCCACUACAAGUACACUAAAAUCAAAACCUUAUUAAAUAAAUGUAUGUGAGCAUAAUCAGUGAAAUGUACUUAAAGCG